Molecule: messenger RNA, 2284 nt
Organism: Rhineura floridana
Lineage: Eukaryota; Metazoa; Chordata; Lepidosauria; Squamata; Rhineuridae
Gene: SRPX2
Product: sushi repeat containing protein X-linked 2
Exons: 11
Coding region: 259-1650 (463 amino acids)
Source: RefSeq, a predicted model, not a curated record
UUUCUCAUCCUCUCUCGAAACUGAGGCAGUACAGCUUUAAAGAAACAUCUGGCAACUGCAGGCUGCCCCACAUCUGGGCAGCAUUAGCUGAGUCUGGGACCUGUGUAAGAACAAGUGACUGGUUUUUAGAAAGUUAAAGAGAAGGUCUCCUGUAUGGGGGAUUAAGAGAAAGAGGAACGACCACCACACAGAUCUACAGGCAAACAGCUGGAAUUCUCGGCCACACCGUGCAGCUGGAAUCUCCCUUUCCAUGCAAAGAUGCAUCAAGAAGCAUCCUUCCUCCUCCUGCUUCUCUGGGCCGAAGUGGUGUCCUCCACAUGGUACGAAGGAUCCGGCUACUCAGCUGCAGAAACGCAAACCAAUGAAGUAUACGCUGAGGAAACCUCCCACGUUCUUGCUCCAGAAUAUCGAGUUCCCCAGUGGUGUCAUCUCUUAAACAUUUACCAUGGGGAGGCUACCUGCUAUUCUCCCCGUGGGGGUAAUUAUUACAGCAGCCUGGGGGCACGCUGUGAGCUCUCCUGUGACCGUGGAUACCGCUUGAUUGGCCAGAGAUCCGUGCAGUGCUUGCUAAACCGCCGCUGGUCAGGGGCUGCCUACUGCAGACAGAUUCGGUGCCACACAUUGCCAGCAAUUCACCAUGGAUCAUACCAAUGUUCAGAUGGCGUCAAGGUCGACUCUCACUGUGACUACACCUGCCAGUCUGGGUACCAUCGAGAGGGUGAUCGCAGUCGCAUGUGCAUGGAAGACGGACGCUGGAGUGGUAGCGAGCCAAUUUGUGUAGCAGACAUAGAGCCUCCCAAAAUACGAUGUCCUGAGUCUCGAGAGCGAAUAGCAGAGCCUGGCAAGCUGACGGCCACUGUGUACUGGGAUCCACCCCGGGCAAAAGAUUCCGCGGAUGGCAUCAUCAAACAAAUGAUACUCCGGGGCCCAGAACCAGGAUCCAGGUUUUCUGAAGGAGAACAUAUUAUUCGCUACACCGUCUAUGACCAGGCAUACAACCGAGCCAGCUGUAAGUUUUUUGUGAGGAUCCAAGUGAGCCGCUGUCCUGUUCUAAAGCCGCCAGAGCAUGGUUACCUCAGCUGUACCUCAGAAGACAACAACUAUGGAACCACCUGCGAAUACCACUGCGAUGGAGGCUACGAGCGGCAGGGUACCCCCUUGCGAGUCUGUCAGUCCAGCCAUCAGUGGUCGGGCUCUCAGCCCACGUGCAUGCCUAUGCAGAUCAAUGUGGAUGUGAACUCCGCUGCCAGCCUUCUGGACCAGUUCUAUGGAAAACGUCGGCUGCUCAUAACCUCUGCUCCAGAUCCCUCUGAUCGCUACUACAAGAUGCAAAAUGCCAUGCUGCAGCAAGCCACUUGUGGUCUGGACCUGCGUCACAUCACCAUCAUUGAGCUGGUGGGGCUACCACCCCGUGAAGUGGGGCGGAUCCGUGAGCACCGGCUCUCAGAAAACAUCAUAGAGGGCCUCAGGCAGUCCCUGCACAUCACCCGCUCCCGCUUCAACACAGUGUUGGUCGACAAAGAAGGCGUGGACCGCGAGCGCUACAUCCAGCCUUUGUCACCCGACGAGCUCUUUUCCUUCGUCGAUACCUACCUACUGAGCAGAGAGGAAGAGCUGCAGAGGGAACAGAACAGGGACACGUGUGAAUGAUAGUAGGCUGCUCCAUCCACAGGAGUCACAGGGGACUUUUGACCUCUAAAAUGUCCUGCGUACUAAGGGAGAGGGAGAGCCAGGUCUUCCAUUUCAGCACUGUACUUUGCUAGAGGUGACACAGAAGUUAAAAUUGCUGAAGUUGAACCUGCAGGUACAGCAGAGGCCACCACCCCAGACCUCUGGGCCCCUAAAAGAAAGAUCUGUGCAGUCACGGCUGCAUCCAUGUUUUGUUGUUGUUAUGUGCCUUCAAGUCGACUACGACUAAUGGCAACCCAAUGAAUCAGCGACCUCCAACAGCAUCUGUCGUGAACCGCCCUGUUCAGAUCUUGUAAGUUCAGGUCUGUGGCUUCCUUUGUGGAAUCAAUCCACCUCUUGUUUGGCCUUCCUCUUUUUCUACUCCCUGCUGUUCUUUCCAGCAUUGUCUUUUCUAGUGAAUCCUAUCUUCUCAUUAUGUAUCCGAAGUAUGAUAACAUCUGUUUCAUCAUUUUAGCUUCUAGUGACAGUUCUGGUUUAAUUUGUUCUAACACCCAAUUAUUUGUCUUUUUUCGCAGUCCAUGGUAUGCGCAAAGCUCUCCUCCAACACCACAUUUCAAAUGAGUUGAUUUUUCUCUUAUCUGCUUUUUUCCACUGU